AGUGUCAACAACUCCGCUGAAAAAAAUUUGGGACUCUCAAACCAACGUGUGCUUCUAUGACACAUGUUUAAGUUAUCAUCCGGAAGAUAAUGGAGCGAUGGAAAGAUCGGGUGGCAGUUGUAACCGGUUCAAAUUCAGGAAUUGGCACAGGAAUAGCAAGAGCAUUAGUCCAGAAUGGAUUGAGAGUCGUUGGUAUGGACAGGACUGAAAUUUCAAAUGAAUUGAAAUCAUUCAUUAGCGGGGACCAUGGGAAAUUUUAUUUCUAUCAAACAAACCUGAGGAAGGAAAAAGAGAUAAUUGAAGCUUUUGGGUGGAUUGCUAACAAUCUUGGAGCAAUUAGUGUGUUUGUGAACAAUGCUGGUCUCACUUCAAGUGUCAAGAAAAUUGAAGAUGGGAUCACUGAUGAAUGGCGGAAUGUAUUGGAUGUGAACAUCCUAGCAGUAACAAUAUGCACGAGGGAAGCACUCAAGUCGAUGAAAAGGCAUGUAGUAGAAGAUGGCCAUAUAAUCAAUAUUUGCAGUAUUCUGUCCCACGUGAGUAGACCUAUAGCAACACAAGUGAUGUACUGCGCUUCAAAAAAAGCAGUAAUGGCUGUAUCUGAAGGAGUCCGACGUGAAUUGAUACUAGAAGGCUCAAAAAUCAGAGUUUCGACAAUCUGUCCUGGAAUGGUGGAUACGAAUAUAAUGAGAGCAGUGAACCACUCAUUUGCUCCUGAAAAACCAAAACUGCUUCCAGAAGAUGUUGCUCAAACUGUACUGUUUUGCCUACAAGUGCCUCCCCAUGUUCAGAUUUCAGAUAUAGUUGUCCAUCCUGUGGGAGAGAAUUUACAGCUCCCUUGAAAUGAAUUGGCAUCAACACAAUGAUAAUGUGAUACUAUCAAUAGCUGACGAUUAUCUUAAAAUGACUUCUUGAUUAUCUUAAACUUUCUGUCCACUUCUGCUAUUUUUGAAUAGUUUAAGGAUAUUAUUUUUUGAAUAAAUAUUCAUAUUCGAUCUAUCUAACCUACUACUCAAAAUUCUUCAAAAAAUAAUGAUAAAAUGUGAAAAUAAAACUUUUUUCAGA
Molecule: messenger RNA, 1062 nt
Organism: Nilaparvata lugens (brown planthopper)
Lineage: Eukaryota; Metazoa; Arthropoda; Insecta; Hemiptera; Delphacidae
Product: dehydrogenase/reductase SDR family member 11-like
Exons: 7
Coding region: 90-839 (249 amino acids)
Molecular function (GO): oxidoreductase activity
Source: RefSeq, a predicted model, not a curated record